UAAAAGAAAUAAAUUUAAAUAGAAAGACCAAAUGAUUCUAAAAUGCUUUAAGUUUUAUUAUUUAAAGCAGAAGCUAAUUGGUCAUAUGCAAUGGAUCUUAAAAAAGUUAUCACUAAUAGUCAAGACAAAAAACCUAAUACGCGUAAAUAACAUCAUGUUAAAAGAAAAUUAGCUAAAUCUUUAAAAUGGGCUAGAUUACUAAAUGGAAUUUGUAAAUAAAGAACAGAUGCAAAUACUUAAUAAGAGUGCGAAGCCUACGAAAAAUAUAUAGCUGGAAUUCACUUUUAAGAAAGAUAAGAAUGGAGAAAAGCAAUAGUUAAUUUCAUUAAAUCAAGAACUAUUUAUAAUGAGUUAAUUGAAAAAUCUGAUUCACUCUAAUCAGUUUUUUAUAAAGAAAAAACUUAAUUUCUUGAAUAAUCAAUUAGAUACUGCCAUUAAUAAAACGAUGGAUUUAUAAUGGAUACUUUAGAAUAAAUUGUCGCUAAAUAUUCUAAAAAUUAAAACGAAAGUGGAGAAUAAAUGGAAAUAGAAGGAUAAAAUACCCGAAAUUCUCUUUAAAUAGAAUAAAAAAAUAGUUUUAUUGAAGUAGAAUGGAGAGGUCAAAAGUACCCUAUUAAACAUCCAAAAGCACUUAAUUAUUAUAAAGAAAUUUAAUAAUAAGAACAUAAGUUAUUUUAAAAUAAGUCAACAAAAGAAAAUUAAAUAGAAAAUGAAGCUUUACAUAAUGAAGACUUAUUAAGUAAAAUAUAUAAAUAAAAUAAAGAUACUUAUUUUCAUCAAUAUAAAAAAGGUCUCUAUUUAGAAAUAUUUAGUUUAUAUGAUGAUUGUAUAAAAGUAAUGUUGAAAGAAAAAGAUGAUAAAAACAAUACUGAAGGUGAAAGUGAAAUAUAUGGAAAUAUUGUUAAUUUCUUAAUCUUGAGCAAAAUUAAACUUAUAUUGGAAAGAAACACAUUUUUAAUUAGAAAUGCAAUUAAAUAAUUUGAUAAAGAAGACGGUAUUAAUAAUUUAGAAUUCCUCUCUACUAAAAAGGCUUUUAAAUAAAAAUUCAUUAGGCCUACAGAAAUUAUUAAAUUAUGUGAUAAUAUAUUGUAAGUUUUUAAAUAAAUAAUGGAAAUAGAAAGAUAAAACCCUAAUUUGGAACAUUUUAGAAAAUUGGAUGUUUUAGAAAUUUACUAUAAAGCAGUAAGAUGUUAUUAUGUUGCAUGUGUUUAUUUUGCUAACCAAAAAUAUAUUGAAUCUUUAUCUUUAUUAAAAUAAUGCGAAAAUUUUAAUUAAAUGUGUGAAGGAAAAUUCUAAGAUAUCAAAAAUUUAGUUGAAUAAAGAUACUUGACUGAUAAUAAAAAAUUAAAUUCACAAAUAAAAUAUUUAAUAAUAAAAGCUAAAAUUGGAAUGGUUGAAAAUCAAACUGAAGAUCAAACUAAUAUAAUAACAAAUUUGGGAGAUACAAAUAUUGAUGGAAAAUUAAGCAUUAAAACUAUUCAAUCAUUAAUUGAAAACUCUGAAGAAAGAGUUAGAAGCAAUUUGAGCUUUAAUAAAAUCUAGAAUAUUCCAAUUAUGAACUUUCCUCCUAGAAUCGAAUAAGUUGGAUGCAAAUUAAUCUAAUUUGAUUUAGGAAAUAAUUAUUUAUAAUAUCCUAAAAUAGAAGAUAAAGAAAAAACUUAAUCAAAACAAAGUAUAUUAUCUAAAUUAAAAUUCUGGAAAUGA
Messenger RNA from Ichthyophthirius multifiliis, 1704 nucleotides. RefSeq names its product signal recognition particle 68, putative. Lineage: Eukaryota; Ciliophora; Oligohymenophorea; Hymenostomatida. Gene Ontology annotation, molecular function: 7S RNA binding; endoplasmic reticulum signal sequence receptor activity; signal recognition particle binding. The transcript is spliced from 6 exons. Gene Ontology annotation, cellular component: signal recognition particle, endoplasmic reticulum targeting. The record is from RefSeq and is a predicted model, not a curated record. Gene Ontology annotation, biological process: SRP-dependent cotranslational protein targeting to membrane.